Molecule: messenger RNA, 14808 nt
Organism: Colletotrichum higginsianum IMI 349063
Lineage: Eukaryota; Fungi; Ascomycota; Sordariomycetes; Glomerellales; Glomerellaceae
Product: Non-ribosomal peptide synthetase
Exons: 5
Coding region: 1-14808 (4935 amino acids)
Biological process (GO): secondary metabolite biosynthetic process; amino acid activation for nonribosomal peptide biosynthetic process
Cellular component (GO): cytoplasm
Molecular function (GO): catalytic activity; phosphopantetheine binding
Source: RefSeq, a predicted model, not a curated record
AUGACCGACAUUGACCCCAAGUUUAAGCCUGAAUCCAAGCUGGACCUCGAGCUAUCAGUUUUGAAUCCCCAUCCCGAGAGGGUUCCAGGUCCUCGCCUUCUUCAAGAGCUCGUGCAACGUACGUCGGACAGUGCGCUACCUGCCAUUCAUCACUUGGACAACCAUGGAGAAGAGUUCUUACUGUCGUAUUCACAACUACACCGCGCGGUUGAUAGCCUGGCCAGCCGCAUCUCCCGCUCCCUGGGGAAGGCGUCGACGCUGGAGCAUUUCGUCGUUCCGCUUCUCGUCCCCCAGUGUCCGCAUCUUUAUAUCGCCAUCCUGGCCAUCCUCAAAGCCGGCGGGGCUUUCUGUCCCUUGCAUCUAGACGCGCCUCCCGAGAGAGUGAGAUUCAUCCUCCAAGACGUGUCGGCGAAGAUUGUUGUUGUGAGCCGGGACCUGGUCUCAAAGAUCCCACAGGAUGAGCCAGACAGGAUCAUUUUGAUUGUGGACCAAGAUGACGUCGAGGAGCCAACGUCACCACACUCCGGUCCAGUCCGUGAUUCCAAGCCUCACGAUCUAGCCUAUGUCAUGUACACAUCCGGGUCAACGGGCACACCCAAAGGCGUCGGUGUCUCCCAUGAUGCAGCAGCGCAGAGCCUCCUUGCGCACAACCGGCAUAUCCCCUCGUUCAGGCGCUUCCUCCAGUUCGCCUCACCGACGUUCGACGUGUCCGUGUUCGAGAUAUUCUUCCCUCUUUUCCGCGGGUCUACGCUGGUCACCUGCGAUCGUGGGCGUAUGCUCAACGACUUGCCAGCCGUCAUACGGAUGUUGCAGGUUGACGCCUGCGAGUUGACUCCUACUGUCGCCGGUAGUCUCCUUCGGUCACGGAAGAACGCCCCUUGCCUCAAGUUGCUCCUGACUAUCGGCGAAAUGUUGACGGAGCCCGUCAUCCGCGAGUUUGGCGGCACUGGAGAGUCGGGGAGCAUCUUAUGGGGCAUGUAUGGCCCAACAGAAGCUGCGAUUCAUUGUACACUCCGACCAAGUUAUCCUGGAGACUGCGCAGUUUCAAACAUCGGAUUUCCCCUGGACUCGGUCUCUUGUUUUGUAGCCUCAAUACCCGAAGAGGGGAGUGCGUACGAGUUUAGAAUACUCCCCCUCGGCGAACCCGGCGAGCUCGUUGUCGGAGGGCACCAACUAGCCAGCGGGUAUCUCAAUAGGCCAACACAGACAAACGCAGCAUUCAUCGACACCACCUACGGACGCGUUUACCGUACAGGGGACAAGGCCAUCAUGAACCCAGAUGGGACCCUGGAGUGUCUUGGGAGGAUAUCCGACGGGCAGGUCAAGCUCCGUGGCCAGAGGAUCGAACUAGGCGAAGUCGAGCAGGCAGCAAUGCGAACUGAAGGGUGUCACAGUGCUGUGGCCAUGGUCCUCGGCGGGAUUCUAGUCCUAUUCUGUGCCGUCGACGACGCGUCAACCCCGGAGGACCAGGCGGAAAAAAUCCUCAACACCUGCCGGACUUGGCUCCCGUCUUUCAUGGUGCCGGGCGAUGUGGUUGUCAAGACGAAUUUUCCGAGGCUGCCCUCGGGCAAAGUGGACCGAAAGCAGCUCAGGGGCGAGUACGAGACAGCAACGGAGCCUCAGAAUACGACUCGUACAGAGCCAGCCGACGAAAUAGAGCAGAAGGUGUUGGGGGUUGUGUCCAAGGCUCUGGGGAGCCGCGUUUCGUCGUUAACGCAACUCGCCUCUGCAGGUGUUGAUUCUCUCAAAGCCAUCAGACUUGCCUCGGCGUUACGAGACGAAGGGUUCCAAGUGUCGGCGACGGAUAUUCUCGGAUCCAGGACUUUUCUUGCCUUGUGCACGCGACUCCGAAUGGCCUCAGCAUUCAAGGUCCGCGAAGAAGGUUCUCGGGACCAUGACGUAGAUCCAUCCGAGAUACACCUCGAUCAGGUUUUGGAGUGGCGGGCAGACCUCUUACCAUUGUCGGACGAGAUCGAACGCGUUCACCGGUGCACGCCACUGCAGAGCUCGAUGCUUGCCGAGACAUCUGCGAACCCCCAAGCGUACUGUAACUGGGUCGAGCUCGAGUUCCCUGUUGAUUCCACGAUUCAGGAUAUCGAAAGAUGGACGCACCUUAUGGCAGAGAACAACGAGAUCUUGCGGUCAGGAUUCGUAUCGCUCAGUCUAGGUUUCGCACAAGUCGUGUUCAACCAGCUGCCCCAAACCAUCGUUCACAUCGUAGAUGAGUUCGAUCACGACUUCAGCUUGACAUCCGACGAGGAAUUUUUGCAUCCGUUCAGAGCCCAGAUCUGCAACGGCAAGCUAGGGAGUGGACCGGUGCUCCUGUUAAAAAUCCAUCACGCUCUAUAUGACGGGUGGUCUGUUGACAUGUUGGUCCAUGACUUUUCCCUCUUGUCCACCGGACGACCGCCAGGACCACGACCUCAAUUUCGGGAUGUCGCCAAGUUCUAUGCCGAUCCCGCCGUCAACACCUGUAUGGACGAGGCACGAAGCUUCUGGGCCGAUCACCUGCUUGGUUGGCAACGUCAUAACCUACCUCGUCUCUUGGGACGCCCCGUUGAGACUCCUCAGGCUCAAACUGUCACCAGGAGGCUAGAUAUCCCGCAGAGUGCUCUCGAUGAGGCAACCUCGCGGCUGAACUGCCACCCGCAAGUCUUCUUCCAAGCAGCGCUUCUCUGGCUUUGGGCCGGCUUGCAAGGACAGCAGGAUGUCGUUAUCGGAUCGGUCUCAUCAGGCAGAACGAUUCCCGUCACAGGCGUCGAGCGUGUUCUCGGCCCGUGCAUCACGACAACACCCCUCAGAGUCAACUUGGCCGGCUUCACAGCGCUUUCUGACUUGGUGCGCAGUAUCCAUUCGACAAAUCGCCAAAUACUACAACACGGCAUCUUGCCGCUGUCCGACAUCAAGAAAAUCGCAGGAGUGAAUCCCGGAGACGCACUCUUUGAUGUGCUUUUGGUGUAUCAAGAGUCUCUCUACAGCCAGGAACCGGGCCAAGGCCAAGUGAAAGAGGUUUCACAUAGAGACUUUUUGGAAACCAGUCUUCUCGUUGAGAUCGAGCCGUCUCAAAAGGGGCCGACCUGCCGGCUCACCUACCAUACAAGUGCGAUUUCCGCUGAGCACGUCUCGAUUCUGGCCGAGCAACUGGAGUCAGCAGUCCUGCACCUCAUUCGCCAGCCGGAAAGCCGCAUAGACGCCGUUGAAAAAUCAUUACCUCGGAAACUGACCUCGGUAUUCAACUCCAAGCCUUCGACUCUUUCGGCCGUUCCCGAUUUGGCGGCAACCUUUGAGCAGUCGGCAAGUCUCACGCCCCAUGUCUCAGCCAUAAGCUUCGCCAAGUCUCUUCAACACGAUGCGGUAGAGACAAUCUCCUUCGGUGAGCUCAACUCUGUAUCCAACAGAAUUGCUCGUUUCCUUCGGGGGCAAGGCGCCAGGGAGGGGGAUAUCGUGGGUUUGAUCAUGGAGAAAUCUAUCAGCCUAUAUGCGGCGAUGCUCGGGAUUCUCAAGGCCGGCUGCGCAUACUUGCCUCUGCUACCUACCACGCCGGCCGAAAGAACCAAAGUCAUUCUGACGCAGGCUGGGGUCAAGCUAUGCGUGGCUGAUGUAGAAGUCUACACGAACCUGGAAGACGUCUCCAGUUGUAAGUUUGUAGACACCCGAUCGCUCGACAUGUCCGACCUCGCGGACGACGAUCUGCGUCUAACUGCAGAACCGUCUCGCCCGGCGUAUGUUAUCUAUACUUCCGGAACGACGGGUACACCAAAGGGCGUCGUCGUGACCCAGCAGAACAUCGUGAGCAACCUCGACGUCUUGUCCAGGAUAUACCCCCACCACGGCAACCGUUCUCGUUUUCUCCAGGCGUGUUCGCAAGCGUUUGACGUUUCUGUUUUCGAAAUUUUCUUUACUUGGAAGGUCGGCGCGUGUUUGUGCUCCGGCACCAAUGAUACCCUUUUCGAAGACCUGGAGCGCGCCAUCCGGUUCCUGGGGUGCACUCACCUCAGCAUGACGCCGACGGUGGCGUCCCUGGUCGAUCCUCGUAAUGUUCCCACUGUUGAAUUUCUCGUCACUGCAGGUGAGCCCAUGACCGCCGCAGUGGCUGAAAAAUGGACGGGCUGUUUGUUCCAAGGUAUGUUUCUGAUGCCACCGCAUGAAUUUAGUCAUCACCCUCUGACCGGCAAUGCAGGUUAUGGACCGGCCGAGACAACAAAUAUUUGCACCGUCAAGAAGAUGAGGCCUGGAGACUUCAUCGAUCAUCUCGGGUUCUCAUUCGAGAAUACCUCAACGUUCGUUCUCGGCUCUUCGACUACCGAGGUUGUUCCUAUCGGUUGCGUUGGCGAGCUCUGCUUUGGUGGCGACCAAGUGGCAGCAGGCUACCUGGGCAUGCCCGACGUCACCAACGCAAAGUUCCUCGACCACCCAGAGUUCGGCAGGAUAUAUCGCUCAGGCGACAUGGGCCGGAUGCUUCCCGAUGGCUCCCUCAUGGUGCUCGGUCGGAUGGACGACCAGCUGAAGCUGCGAGGACAGCGGAUCGACACCGGCGAGAUCGGCAGCAUUCUCACCACAUCAGGUCUGGCGACGUCGAGCGCGGUUGUUAUCGUUAGCCGCGCCAACUCGCCCGCUUCCCAACUGGCCGUCUUCUACGUUCCCGCCGGCUGCACAAAGGUCGACAGAUAUAAGACUCUGCCGGUGGACGACAAAGUAUCCGAAGCGAACGAUACCCUCUUUGGUCUCCUCCGGUCUCGCUUGCCUGUGUACAUGGUGCCUAGUUAUUUGGUCCCCAUCAGCUCUGUUCCACUUACUUCGAGCGGCAAAGUCGACAGAACCACGCUACAGUCAUCCUUUCGUGACUUUGACCGGGCUUACCUUGACCGGACUGCGGGCUCUUUGCAAAAAGACUCGGACUCGGACUCCUGGUCUGGCGACGAAAAGAGGAUCCGCGAAACCCUUUCUAAGGUUCUCAACGUUCCGGUGGAGGAUAUCAAUCGAUGGCAGCCAUUCGCUGCCGUCGGCUUAGAUUCCAUAUCCGCCAUCUCUGUGGCAAGAGAACUAAGGAGCGCCUUCAAGCACAGUUUACCUGUAUCAGCCAUCCUCCGGGCCGGAUGCGUUGCUCGUUUGGCCCAGGAAUUGCAGUCUGCGGCAUCUGAGGCUACCUCCAAUAACGUCAUCGACUCGGCAACUUUGUUCCCACAGAGCUUCGUCGACGAGGUCAAGACAAGCUUUGCAACGCAGGGAAAGACGGUCUCGGCGGUUCUCCCUUGCACGCCGCUCCAGGAGGCUAUGCUGUCCUCGACGACGAGCCCCUCCUACUCCAACCAGAUGAUCUUCAAGCUGCACGUUCCCGAAGCAGACAUGAAGGGGUACUGGCACCAUAUGCACCGCCGACAUGGUAUUCUCAGAACAUGCUUCAUCUCGACUCGAGACGCCAAACGUGCCGUCGUCCAGGUGGUCCUUGACGAUUGUCCGAUGCCAUGGAGCGUGGUGGAAGCAAGCAGUUUGCAUGAAGCAUCCGGACGGCACGCGCAAAGGGUUCCAAGGGCGUUGGACUCGAACAUUCCACCAGUUUCACUCGCAGUGCUCAAGACCGGAGAGGGCGUCUUCCUUUGCUUUGCCUGCCAUCAUGCCAUGUACGACGGCGUGGCGAUGGAGGCACUACUGGCCGAGGUCGAACAGCUCGCAACCGGGAAGAGCCUCGAUCCCCCAGUUGACUAUGUGCCGGUUCUUUUGGAAGUCAUUAACUCGCCUGACGGAGCAAGCGACUUUUGGAAGAACCAAUUCGACGACUUCAAGCCCGCGCAGCACAAACUCUCUAGCAAGCAUCCGGCAUCUUUUUACAAGGAGUCGACGCGGAUUGUGACCAAGCCACUCGAGGUCUCACUCACACAGCUUCAAAGUAUCUGCAAGACAGUGGGAGUCUCGACUCUUUCCUUCUUUCAGACGGCUUGGUCAGUCUUUUUGACUAUUGUGUAUGGCAAGGCAGACAUCUGCUUCGGCAACGUCAUGAGUGGCAGGGCCUUGUCGAUCGACGGCAUCGACCGAUUAGUUGCGCCCUGUUUCAAUACGUUGCCCGUCCGGACUGAGAUAUCCCCAUCAACACAAAUUCUGGCCUUGCUCAAGAAGUUCCACAAGCUCAACCCUAGGCUCUUGGAACAUCAGUUCACGCCCCUGCGUUCCGUCCAGAACCAAGUCUCCAAGAACGGCAAGCAACUCUUUGACUCCCUUCUUCUCCUGCAGCAGCCAAGGGCAGGACGUCUUCCCGCUGUUUGGGAGUUGGUUGAAGAUAAUGGAACGAUGGAUGUGCCUCUGGUCUGUGAACUGACUCCCGAUACUUCCAACGACUCAGUGAGAGUCACUCUUCACUCCAAUAGCCAAUCCCUGACAAAAGAUGCCGUUGCCGGAAUUCUAGAAGUAUUCCUCGACAUUGCCUCCCGCAUUGCAGCUUAUCCCGCAUCGAGUGUUCCAACCCGGCAGCAGUUGACAUCGGACACCAUACAAGUUUUGAACAAUCUGGUUGUCGAAACUGCUCUCGAUGAAGCCGAAGAGUCGAACGAGGAGACAUCAGCCGACAAGGAGGAAUGGAGCGAGGACGAGAGCCGGAUUCGUUCCGUUGUGGCCGAGCUCUCAAGGGUCCCUGUAUCCAAGAUCGGCAGAAACACGUCGAUUUUCCAGCUUGGUCUGGACAGCAUCAACGCGGUGCAACUCGCGGCCAUGAUGCGAGAGAACGGCCUAGAGUUGUCUGCCCUGAACGUUAUUGAGUUUCCGACUUGCGCCAAGAUGGCGACCUGCCUCGGAACCUCUCCAACACGGGCGGCGUCACGAUACGACUUGGCCAGGUUCAAGGAGGAUGUCAGGGGCUCUUCCUGGGGCGAGUUCGACAAAGUUUUGCCGUGCACGCCGUUGCAGUGCGCUAUGCUGGCCGACUUUGUCCAGUCCGAGGGCAAAGACUACCUAAACUAUAUGUCUUUUUCCCUCAACAAAGACGUUGCACUGGAUCAGGUCCGACGCGCAUGGGAAUCGCUACUCAAACAUCAUGAAAUUCUGAGGACCGGCUUUAUGCCCACACAGCAUAGAGAUGCUUCCUUCGCGAUGGUGCAGUACUCGCCUCACGAUUCGCAUCUACCGCUCGCAUCGCACAACAGUUCCGCAGAUCAAUUCAACGUCUCGAAAUGGAAACUGGACACUGCCCACAGGAUCCUGCGUUCUCUGGAUCAGCCGCCUUGGGCCCUGGCUCUUGACUGUGGGCCAUCUAUCACAAUGCACAUCAUCAUGCACCACGCUCUUUACGACGCGUACUCUCUGCAGUUGCUCCUGAGGGAUCUCUCUUCGAGUCUCUCGGGCAACGUCAUGUCGGAGCAUCCUCCGGUUGAGGCGGCAGUCUUGCCGAUUCUGCAAGCGUCUGUCAACCCCCAGCAGUCGCAAGACUUUUGGAAACAAAAGGCGGCGGAAGUCGUGGUCAAUCGCUUCCCGACCUUGACACCCCUGACUGAAGAGUCCCCCGAGCUGCUUGUAACUAGCAAGGCCUGCGGCACAACGUUGGCCGUCCUGUCAGAUAACGCGAAGAACAUUGGUGUUCCGAUCCAGGCUCUUCUGGAAGCAGCCUGGACACGAGUCCUCUCGGCUUAUCUGGGCGAAGAAGACGUCGUCUUUGGUGUCGUCCUCUCCGGUCGUAUGAGCGAGGACACCAAGGACGCUGUCUUCCCGUGCAUCAAUACGGUUCCUGUGAUUGCGCACAACAGAUCGUCAAACUCGGAACUGCUCCAGCAACUGCUCGGCUACAACAACCAGCUUCUCAAGCAUCAGAACGUUCCUCUAGCACAGGUCCAGCGGUGGCUGGGACACCCGAACACCAGAGUGUUCGAUACCUUAUUGGUGUACCAGCGAAUGCCGGAUGAUGCGACCACAAUCAACUUCCCAUGGCAGACUGUGAGCGAUGAGGGCAACUUGGACUAUCCGGUGUCUAUCGAGGUGGAGCCACUUUCCAGCGGAGAUAUCCAGUUGCGUCUCUCUUUCAGAACCGAUAUCUUGCCCGAGCCUCAAGCAGCGCACAUGUUGGACCAGUUCGACGCCGUGCUGCAACACCUCUCUCAGAAACCAAACGAAAGUGCAGAGGAUCUAUGGUCCAGUCAUCCAUCCAUCUUCUCCAUCAUGCCGCCCCUCGAGCCAACGAUCAUCUCCGAGGAGCAGUUCUUGCAUAACUUCGUCGAGACCAAAGCCCAGACUUCUCCCGACAGGCUCGCCUUGGAGUUCGUCACCGGGUUCAACGGCGAGACUCCAGUGUCGAGACGAUGGACAUUCCGUGAGCUCAAUGAGCGGGGAAACCAAGUUGCCAGCGUUCUGGCGCCUCAUGCCAAGGUCGGCCAGACUAUCGCCAUCCACUUCGACAAAUGCCCGGAGGCGUGCUUCUCGAUUCUCGGCAUCUUGAAAGCAGGAUGUGCCUUCUUGGCCCUCGACCCCUCCGCCCCAAAAGCGAGAAAGGAAUUCAUCCUCAAGGACUCGGGCGCGUUGGCGCUCAUGACCAACACUGAUGACAUCGACUUCGUCGUCGAACAGCCUCUCAUCCGUGUAGAUGACACACUGCUCGACGGCGCAUCUCGGGUGUUUAACUCCCCCGAGUCUCUGAGCAUACAGGACAACUCGUACUGCCUGUACACCUCCGGCACGACCGGAACACCAAAGGGAUGCGAGAUCACCCACGAGAACGCAGUGCAGGCCAUGAAGGCUUUCCAGAGGCUGUUUGCCGGCCACUGGGAUGAGACUUCACGAUGGAUGCAGUUCGCCUCGUUCCACUUCGACGUAUCUGUCCUCGAGCAGUACUGGAGCUGGUCGGUGGGAAUACCGCUGGUUGGCGCGCCCAGGGACCUUAUCCUCGACGACCUCGCCGGCACGAUUCGUCGACUCAACAUCACUCACCUGGAUCUUACGCCCAGCUUGGCGCGCCUCCUCGACCCGUCAGAGGUGCCGAGCCUCUCGCGGGGUGUCUUCAUCACCGGCGGCGAGGCGCUGAAGCAGGAGAUCCUAGACGUCUGGGGGCCGGUCGGCGUCAUCUACAACGCCUACGGCCCGACCGAGGCGACGAUCGGCGUGACCAUGUACCAGCGGGUGCCGCAGAACGGCCGCGCUUCCAACAUUGGCAGGCAGUUCGACAACGUGGGCUCCUUUGUCCUGCAACCAGGGACCGACAUUCCCGUGAUGAAGGGAGCCGUCGGCGAGCUCUGCGUGUCCGGGAAACUGGUUGGCAAGGGAUACCUCAACCGACCCGAGUUGACCCGCGAACGGUUCCCGCUUCUCGAGAGACUGGGCGAGCGUGUCUACCGCACCGGCGACCUUGUCAGGCUGCUGCACGACGGCUGCUUCGACUUCCUCGGCCGCGCCGACGACCAGGUCAAGCUGAGAGGCCAGCGUCUCGAGAUUGGAGAGAUCAACCACUCGAUCCGCACCCGGGUCCCCGAGAUCAGCGACGUCGCCACUCUGGUGACGAAGCACGGCAGCUUGGACAAGGACCUGCUGGUCACCUUUGUCAGCUGCAACUCGGCCGCCGCCGCCUCGAAAGACGAGUUGCGGGUUCUCGACGGAGAGAACACCGCAUCUCUUGUCCGGUCCGUCCAGAAGGCCUGCAGAGAAACGCUACCGGGAUACAUGGUGCCGUCGUACAUCUUCCAAGUUCCCCGGAUCCCCCUCUCUCCCAACAACAAGGCCGACAUCAAGCAGCUGAACCAGCUCUUCCGCACGCUCACGCCCGAGACGCUGGUCCAGCUAUCGCCGUCUUCGAGGCCCAGGUCCUCCGAACCCACCAGCGAGACUCACCAGCUGGUCCUGUCGACCAUGCACGAGUUCCUAGGCCAGGACACCGGCGUUUCCCUAUCGAGCAACAUCUUCGACCUCGGAGUAGACUCGAUUUCCUCACUGAGACUGUCAAGGCUAUUGAGAAAGAACGGGUUGAUGGGCGCGUCUCCCAAGGUCAUACUGAGGAACCCGGCUCUGGCAGACCUGGCCGAGGCACUGCAGCAGAGCAAAUCCUCCAAAGAGGGCAACGGGGUCCAGGAAGCACGCCAGCUCAUCCAGGCUUUCGGUCAUCGCUACCGAUCUCUUGCCGUACAGGAAGUCGGUGUUGCCAACGAUGGAGAUGUCGAGUACGUCGCUCCAUGCACUCCCCUCCAGGAGGGAAUGCUCUCUCGAUUCAUGUCGGAUCAAGACGAGGGCGCGUACUUCACCGCGUUCCGACUCAAACUCGCACCGGAGAUCUCCAUCGAGAAGCUCAAGGAUGCCUGCGAGAGGUUGGUUCAGUCGCACGCCAUUCUCCGCACCAGCUUCAUCCAGACACCGGCAGGCUUCGCUCAGGUUGCCAUUAGAACCACCGGGCUCUGCUGGAGAGACCUUCGCGGCCAGGACUCCGUCGAGGUUGAGCGCCAGCUUUCCAACGCGCUCCCCGAAUUGAUACACAAGAACAGCGCGAAUGUGUCUAACCCCCUGGAGUUGAUCGUUGCGCAGAUCGGCGACGAGACCGUCCUUGUCGUCCACAUCUUCCACGCCCUCUACGACGGCACGAGCUUCGAAGCCAUGCUCCGUUGGGUCUCUGCGGAAUACUUGCACAAGGAGCAUGAGACGGCGCCGGCAUUCCUUGAUACUCUCGCACACGGUCCCCUGGCCAACUACGACUCGAGCCGCCAGUUCUGGGUCGAGCACCUGAGAGACUGUUCGUUUGACAUCCUCCCCAGGCUCCUUGCCGGUGAUGCCACGGCCGUCAUCGCCAAGACAAAGACGUAUUCGGCACGGAACCUCGAGACCCUGCGACGAUCCCUCAACGUCACCCUCCAGUCCGUGGUCCUCGCGCUCUGGACCUCGGUCUUCAAGAAGCACUUCCCCGUUGACGCUGCCACCGGAGUCAUCGUGUCUGGCCGGUCGAUCGACAUGGACCAGGUCGAGAACACCAUCGGACCCCUGUUCAACACGCUGCUCUUCUACGCCGGCAUCAAGGAGGGGGAUACUUGGCUGUCCCUGAUUCAGAAGUGUCACGAGUUCAACACCGCCGUCCUGCAGUUCCAACAUGUGCCGCUGCGCAAUAUCCAGAAGUGGUGCACGAAAUCCAGAGGCCGCCCCAUCUUUGAGAAUCUCUUCGUCUUCCAGAUCGAGUCUCCUAGCCCGGCCGAGCCAGCGGGGAUGUGGUCCAUCAUGGAUGACUACAGCGUAUCCGAUUACCCCUUGGCUUUCGAAGCAUCGGCUACCCCUGACGGCCAACUCCGCGUGCAGAUCGUCGCGCACAGGGACCUGGCCGACGAAGCCACGCUGGGCUCUUUGUUCGAGGAGAUUGACGAGGCCAUGGUCGAUGUCACGUCCAGCGGCAGCACGCAUUCACUGCCCGUGACCGAAAACCCUUCUCGGGAAGCCUCGACGGCGGCGUCGCCCCGGACACCCCUCACCUCACGGCCUGAGUCUGUUGACGGGGACGUGAUAUUGAAAGGGGACCAUCAUCUCGACUUGGGCGCUUCUGAUUUCGACUGGACGCCAACGGCUCUGGCCAUAAGAAAGGAGAUUGCGGCCUUGUCCGGCGCCUCCGAGGAGAGCAUCACCGAGGGCAUGGCACUUCUCGAGCUGGGCCUCGACAGUAUCGACCUCGUCAAGCUGUCUGCGCGGCUCAAGCACGGCGGCUACGAGCUUACCUUGUCGCAGCUCAUGCGGUCGCAAACCAUUGCCGCCAUGUCCGGGAUCCUCAACAGCAGGAAGCCGUCGGUAACAGACGUGGAUCAACAGUCCGGCUUCGAGGAGCUCACGUCACGAAUGCGCAAAGCCGUCGAAGCCACCGGCUUUGAUCUCCAAGACGCGGAUGCCGUCCUGCCGCCGACACCUCUCCAAGAGUCCAUGAUAGCCGACAUGCUGCAGUCUGACUUUGACCAGUACUUUAACCACGACAUUUUGGAGCUCGCCGACGGCCUGGAUAUCGACAAGUUCGAAGAGGCUUGGCAGCAAGUGGUUCAGCGCUCGCCCAUCUUGCGGACAGUCUUUGUCCAGAUUGAGGAUCCGAAGCUGGAACAGACCUUUUCCCAAGUCAUCCUAAGAGGCAACCCACUCGAAAUAUCCAGGCGACAAGCAAAUGACCUGGCCCAGGUACAAAGCAUCAUCGACACGCAUAAGGCCAAGGCCAGAGGUGCCAACGGGAGUGCCCGUCUGCUCCAGCUCUCGAUUGUCUCGGUCAACGCCAAGCCACUCCUCGUGUUGUCCAUCUCCCAUGCUCUCUACGACGGUUGGUCUCUGGCUCUGUUGCACCAGGACGUUGCUGCCGCAUACCGAGGCCAACUCGCCCAACGGCCUCCCAUCGAACCAUUCCUGAGGGGCCUCGUCAAGACGCCAACCGACCAGUCAAGGAAGUUCUGGUCCCAGUACCUCGCCAACACCCAGCCGUCCCUCCUUCCCAAGAGGCUAUCCUCCAGCCAACCAUCAAGAGACGCAACUCACAGAACGGAGGCGGUCUCGAGCGUCAGUCGAGACCAGGUAACGGCGUUCUGCAAACGCCACGCCGUCAGCCUCCAGGUCCUGGGACAGGCCUGCUGGGCCUCGACGCUAGCGACUCACCUGCGGACCCUCGAGGUCAGCUUCGGCGUCGUCCUCGCAGGCCGUGACUCUGAACAGUCCCAGUCCCUGAUUUUUCCGACCAUGAACACCGUGGCGGUGCGGUGCUUCCUCCACGGUUCCACGACGGGGUUCCUGCGCUACCUGCAAGAGACCAUGGGAGACAUCACCGAGUUUCAGAACUUCCCCCUGCGAAAAGCGCAGAGCGUCUCGGGAGCGGGCGGCCGUCUGUUCAACACGUUAUUCAUACUCCAGAAGAACCCCGAAUCCGAGCAACAGUCCGAGGAUUCCAUCAUGAAGUCUGUCCAGGGCUCCUCGGCGACCGAGUUUGCGGUGUGCGCCGAGUUGGAGGUCGCUUCUGAGAGCAUCGUUUGGCGUAUCGCGGGCCAAGACGCUUUCGUGUCCGAGAAGACGACGCACCAGCUGCUCCAUCAGCUCGACAGGGCGCUGCGGUACAUCUUGGAGACGCCGGACGACAACCUGCUUCAGUUCGAGGGCGACGAGGUCUCCAUUUGCCAGCUCCCGCCGUUCCAGACCAGGAAGACGACGCUCUCGCCUUCCAAAUCCGACAUAACAGCGUCAAAGUCGGAGACGGAAGACAUGGAAUGGACGAAGACCGAGGGCAUCAUACGAGGUGUGCUCUCUCAAGCAGCAAAUGUCGAGGUUGAGUCCAUCAGCAAGAGCCACACCUUGUACAACUUGGGUCUGGACUCCAUCAGCGCCAUCAAAGUGUCUGCGCUCCUCCGAAAAGAAGGUCUCAAUCUCGGGGUUCGCGCACUUCUGACAUCGGCCUCCCUCAAAGAGAUGGCUCGACAGGCCCAGGUCAGCGCGAGCAACAACCGGGAUACGCUCAAGUCCCCCUGGACAACAAACUCCACCUACCGGCCCCCCGAUUCAAUUAACAUCAACGCACUCCUGACCAAUGCCGGUCUCGCCGAGUCACAGGUGGACGAGGUUCUGCCCCCGCUGCCGAUGCAGGUAUACAUGAUGUCGGCAUGGCAAAAUACCCAAGGGCGCGUCUUCUACCCGGACUUCCUCUACCGGCUCCACGUGCCCGUCAGCAAGAGUCAGCUCGAGGUCGCAUGGGCCGCUCUAGUUGAUGCAGAACCGAUCUUGAGGACCUGUCUCGUCGCCACCGGGGAGAAGUCAAUCCCGUUCGUGCAAGUCGUGGUCCGGCCUGGUGCCGAGGGACAACAUCGGCGCAUCUCGUUCGACGGAGACGCGAAUCUGGCAGAGGACGAAAAAUGCUGGCCGCAGGCUCGACUACAUGCCAGACCGGAAGGCGACAAGACUUGGCUACUCCGGCUGAGCAUCCAUCACUCGCUCUACGACGGCUUCAGUCUCCCCAGUCUCCUGGGGAAGCUGCUUUCCAUAACCGAGGCGCAGUCUUCCCCGGCGCAGCUCAAGAUGGAGGCGUGGAAGUCUUUCCUCUUCUCGCUUCAAGACGACGAUACCAAGGGGCGCAACAGAGCGUUCUGGACCAAGUACUUGACAGGCGCCCGGCCAGGUCCGAUGGAAAUUCUCGCAGACGGAAUCGGUCAAGCGGAUCGAGUGUCGUUCCUCAAACGCUCCGCCGUCCAGGAAGUCCGCCGUCUACAGGCGAGCUGCUCUCAGGCCGGCGUCGGCCUCCCCGCGCUCUUCUUCGCGGCGACGGCCAAGACGCUCCAGAAGCUCCCGAGCGGAUUAUCCGGAUCAGCAGAACCAAAGGACGUGGUGUUCGGUAUUUAUUACGCCAACAGAUCACUCGCGGAGGACUUGGAGGACACAUACCCGACGCUCAACCUGGUGCCGCUGAGGGUUUCGCUCGGCCCCGACGCCGACCUGUUGCAAGUCGCUAGGAGCGUGCAGGAGGAUUUGCACCUCAUUGCCUCGCACUCGACCGUCGGGCUCUGGGAGGUCCGGGACUGGACCGGCGUCGAGAUCGACUGCUUCGUCAACUUCCUCCACCUCGGCGACGAGAGCACCGGGACGCUGAAGCGGGGACAUGCAAAGCUCGAGCCCGUCUCCGAUGUAAACGAGUUCGAGAGCCCCGUACUGAGCCCUGACAACGGCGGUGAUACAAACAAGUUCUCAGCACGCUGGCUGAAGGACAACGCGGUCCUUGAUGCAUUCCCGGAUGCUUUGGAUAUCGAAGCCUCGAUAAAUGCGGGCAGUAUGGAUAUUGGCGUCUUCGGGGCCUCCACAAAGGUCUCCGAGACGACUGCCGAAGAGCUGGUUGGGCUUCUCAGCAGUUUCUUGAAGGAGCUGUAG